Molecule: messenger RNA, 1293 nt
Organism: Symbiodinium natans
Lineage: Eukaryota; Dinophyceae; Suessiales; Symbiodiniaceae
Source: the annotation of a GenBank genome assembly
AUGCUUCUUCUGAUGCCGCCUAUGGCAGUGAACCAGAUGGGCCAGGCCAUGUCGCCGAUGUCACCCAUCUCGCCAUCGGCAAUGUCCCAGAUGUCAAUGCCGAACCCGCUCUCACCAACGGCGCUUUCGCCCAUGUCCCCGGUGGAGUUCUACCCGGGCAGCCCCACUGCCAUGCGCAACUACCACAGGAGCAACAGUGGAGCCAGUGCUUCCGAUGUCACCAGCCCGGUGAAUACCAACAGCCGCAGCUCGAAGGGACCCAUCUCCAAGCUGCAGGAGUUUGUGCAGAGCAGCAAGGCGCAUCCGCUUCCCAGCAGCUGUGCGGUGCUUCAGUGGAGUCAUGAGAAUCGCAUGGCUGGAUCGAGCCUGCAGUUCCGCGCGACGACCUCCUUCUUGCUAGAUGGCGUGCCGCACCACGUGCUGGGCGGCUGGUGGCCUUCAAAGAAGCAGUCCCAGCGCGACGCUGCCGAGAGGGCUCUGGCAUUCUUCAUCGGCGUGUGCGGACAAGAGCUCACAAAAGGGCACGAAGCGCACCAGGGAGCUGGCCGCAAAUCUCCAGCCGCCGAAGGUCACAAAGAGGACGAGCCAGAUGAGGUGUGUGAGCUGGAGGACUUCGUUGGGGAACAGCUGAGGUGGAGCUGCCGCUGGGAGGCCCAGGACUCGCAGGACCCCAUCCUCGAGGCACUCUGCAAAGCCACGGUCGAAUUCCAAUACCUCGGUGUGUUGCACGUCUUUGCUGGCAAAGCUUGCAGCAGCAAAGUGGCGGCAAAAACCGACACUGCACGACGCGUCCUGUGGUACUUGCACUGCCCUGGUUACGAGAACGCUUUCGACGUCGAGCAAGAUCAAGUCAAGACCUUGGCACAGGCCAUUCCAGAGCCAGUGCCGGGCACUUGGCCGCCCACCCAGGAGGCCUUUACCAUGGCAGGCAGUCCAAGCACCGUGGCAUCCACCUGUGAACAGGAGAUGGACCUCAGCCCCUGCAGCCCUUCGCCAUUGAGCCCGGGCCAGCGAUCCCAAGCAGAACAAGCAGAGCUUCUGGAGCGCAAGACCACCGUGAUGCGCUUGCAAAACCGCCUGCAGAAGAUCUUUGCUAAGCAGCUGACUCCUGGAAAAAGCGUGUGGUGCUGGCGCUAUGAGAAGAACGACGCAGACCAUACUUUCCAAGCCUCUGUGCACAUCUCGCUCCUCGACCGGACCUUCACCGGCGGUUGGGCGUCCACCCACCAAGCUGCUCAGAUGGAGGCUUGCAACCGCCUGACUGCUUUCCUGGACAAGGACUUCAAGAUGUGA